AAGAAGCGAAUUCUGUUGGACGUUGUAAUAAAUCACCAACUGUCAUCGUUUCUUGGAACUGAGCUCCAUCAAAUUUCUCGGAAUACUGUUGCUCCACCUCCACUUGUUGAUUCCUAUACUCGUGAAACAACGCCCACAAACCUACACCUAUAUUUUACAGGGGUGCUCUGCAGAAUCUCCGCGAAGUUCCUAUGCAAUUCUUGGGCAGGAUUGGCCGAGCCCUCCGUAGUGGGAUUAAAAUGAUCAAAGUGGGGAGUUGAGAUAUUAGCUAAGUUCAACAAGUGGUUGUAGCAUAAGUGCUUUAGCGCGCAUACAGUGCGUAUCGAGGUGCGGUACGGGUGGUCUCGAUUUUUAUUUGCGGUUCGAUUUUUAAAUCCUAAGUUAUUAUGAACGACAACAAAGAGAAUAUUAUAAAAAGACUUAGUCCAGAUGAGGUGACAAAGAGAUUAUUAGAGCUCUUGAAUAAAUGCGAUUAUGAAUUGGUACAAGAAAACGGACAGCGAAGAUUGACUAGUGUGAAAAAUGGACCACGUUCGAAGGGUGCUGAAAUUUUUCUCGGACGUUUACCUCGCGAUUGUUACGAGGAUGAAUUGGUUCCAGUUUUGACGCGUGUCGGACGAGUUAUUGAACUUCGUCUGAUGAUGGAUUUUUCUGGAUCUACUCGCGGUUACGCUUUUGCUCUCUUUGAGCAUCCGGGAAUUGCCCGAAAAGCUUGCGUAGAGCUUAACGGAUUUGAAAUACGACCAGGGCAUCGAAUCGGUGUCGUCAAAUCCAUAGACAACUGUCGAUUGUUCUUAGGUGGAGUUCCGAAGGAUAAAACAAGGGCGGAUUUCAUCGAGGAACUCGGAAAAAUGAUCGACGGAAUCACCAAUGUUUACGUCUACCCCUCGAUGGAGGAUAAAUCCCUUAAUCGAGGAUUCGUUUUCGUUGAAUUUAGAGAUCAUAGAUCCGCUGCUAUGGCCCGCCGAAAGCUCAUACCCGGAAGAGUAAUGCUCUGGGAUCACGAAGUUGCCGUUGAUUGGGCCGAUCCUGAACCUGGUGAAGACGUUGACGAUGAAAUUAUGCAAACGGUAACUGCUUUAUUUGUGAGGAACCUGGAUCUCGACGCUACCGAAUCUGAUGUAAGACACGAGAUACAGCGUAUGACUGGAAUCCCAUUGAUGAAGAUCAAGAAAAUUAAUCAUUUCGCGUUUCUUCACUAUGAAUCUCGUCCACAAGCUCAACGCGUAUUAGAUAUAAUCGAGUGCUGUAUUGAAAAAAAGACAUUGGAAUGGGAAAUAUCAUGGGCGAAACCGAUUCGCAAAACUGAAAAAGUCCAGGAAAGUUUGCGUUGCGGGAAGGAAAAUAAUUCAUCGAAGGGGCGCACGAUCAAGUAUCUGCAUAAAAACUAUUUGAUCAGGAAUCACAAUUCAAAAAAAGAGAAUAAUUCUAGCGCGAACGCGAAUGUCCUUCGUCAGCACGAUCGCAAUACUGCCGCAGCGGAAUCUUCCGCUGAUUCUAAAUUGACAAGUGAUUCGCUGUCUCCUGGGCAAAAAUUACAGCCGGUACCACAGCGUUCGGUGCAACCAAAUCCGAAGAUUAUUAAGACAGUAAAGGACGCAGGAUUUCAGGGCUGUAACAUCGUCCCUAAUUAUGUCGAGUCAACGCCGAAUAAUCAGACCUUUAUGCCCAGAAUGAUUAUGUCGAGCGAAUUCGGCGAGGAUUUUCCACACUACUUGAAUGCCUUAGAAGAACUCGCGGCUGUAUAUUUUCAUGCAAAUCUGCGGUGCGAAUACAGCUGCGCCGACCCGAUGGGGUGCGCGUACUUUUGUACGAUUAUACUGGAAAGGAACGGCUUCGUAAUUCGUAGCUACCAAGGUAACCCACAGAGGACAAUGGCCGAAGCAUUCAGAAUCACGGUGAAGAAUGCUUACGCUUCUCUAGCAUCGAUGCUGACCCAACCUGUCAAUUACAAUUAAAUCUUAUACAUUUCGAAAAUCAAUUGAAAAAAAAAAAUAUGUUUGUUUCGUACCAAUAUUUCGAAACGUAAACUCUGGUCUAACAUAAGUACAAACUAAUCAACAUAUAUAGAUAUCGUUAUGCAUAUCUAGUUUUAAUAUUACUAUUUGCAAUGUUACUAUUAUCUAGAUAUAUUCUCUAGAUCCAUUUUUUAGAUAAGAUGUAAGUUCAGCUAAAUUUCCAAAUAUUUUAUAUGUGAACUAAAUAAUUAAAUAUCAAAUGUGAUGUUGGCAAUAUUGUACCUUACAUAACUAUACUUUGCGUGUGAUAAAUGAUUUUAUGUAUUUAUGAAUAAAAAUUUGAAUCAAAUCGAAUAA
Athalia rosae (coleseed sawfly) is the source of this 2315-nucleotide messenger RNA. RefSeq names its product probable RNA-binding protein 46. Gene Ontology annotation, cellular component: nucleus. The record is from RefSeq and is a predicted model, not a curated record. The transcript is spliced from 4 exons. Gene Ontology annotation, molecular function: mRNA binding. NCBI's taxonomy places the organism in Eukaryota, Metazoa, Arthropoda, Insecta, Hymenoptera, Athaliidae. Bases 387 to 1958 code for a protein of 523 amino acids.